This is a messenger RNA of Striga hermonthica, 581 nucleotides long. The record is from the annotation of a GenBank genome assembly. NCBI's taxonomy places the organism in Eukaryota, Viridiplantae, Streptophyta, Magnoliopsida, Lamiales, Orobanchaceae.
AAGAAGCGAAAUUCCGGCGACGAGAACGAGGGUUUCGAUGAACGACGAUGAAGACGACGUUUUCGAGGACAGUAGCGUGGGGCUGACGCCUCUGUCGGCUGUGGCGGAUGCGUUUGAGGAGCUUUCUGCGUUGUUGAAGGAUAAGGGAUUCGAUUACGAUCUGGAUUUGAAAACGUUCUGUGAUGCGUGCUCGCUCGUCUCAAUCCUCUUUGGUUGUUUGGGGAUUGCUUUCAAAUUCGCAGAAUUGGAGUAUGUUUCUAAGGUGAAUGAUCUAGCGGAGGCAUCGGAUAGCUAUGGGACGUUGAAUAACAUACUUGAUUUGGAUAAGCAUAAUGACACAGUAAAGACACAAGGAAGCCUCUCACGGAAUUUGCGAAGAGUCAGGCAGGGCCUCGAUCUCAUCAGGGCAAUAUUCCAAAACUUUUUGUCUACAGAUGACUAUUACCUUAAAGAAGCUGCUUCAACUGCCUACACAAAAACUUGCGCACCGUACCACACGUGGGCAGUGAGGACAGCAGUUUAUGCUGGCAUGUAUGCUCUGCCAACGAGGGAUCAACUACUCGUCAAGCUAAAUGAAACUG